Haemonchus placei is the source of this 717-nucleotide messenger RNA. The record is from the annotation of a GenBank genome assembly. Lineage: Eukaryota; Metazoa; Nematoda; Chromadorea; Rhabditida; Trichostrongylidae.
AUGGCUACUCGAGUAUAUAUUGGUCAUUUGUCGUAUCGUGCUUCUGAACGUGAUAUCGAACACUUCUUCCGUGGUUACGGACGUAUUCGUGAUAUCGUUCUGAAGAAUGGAUUCGGAUUUGUGGAAUUUGAUGAGCCGCGGGAUGCUGAUGAUGCAGUAUACGAUCUCAAUGGAAAAGAAUUAGCUGGUGAACGAGUAAUGUUGGAGUUCUCAAAGCGUGGUCCAAGAUCCGGUGGAGGCGGACGUGGCUUUGAUCGUUAUCCACCUCCAAGAAGAGAUGCAAGAUAUGGUCCUCCAACACAGACACGUCAUCGUAUGAUCGUCGAAAAUUUGUCAACCCGUAUCUCUUGGCAGGAUCUGAAAGAUUUGAUGCGCAAAGCUGGUUGUGAAGUAACCUUCGCUGAUGCCCACAAGAAUGAAAGAAAUGAGGGGGUUGUAUGCUUUGCUACUCGUGAAGAUCUGGAGCGUGCUCUAGACAAGCUUCAAGGUGAAGAUGUGAAUGGUCGCAAGCUCAAGUUGAUUGAUGAUUCUGAGAAGCGCAGUCGCAGUCGCUCUCGUGAUAGGAAAUCAAGAAGCCGUUCGCGCUCAAGGAGUCGCAGCAGAUCUCGCUCGAGAUCGCGUUCGGCUACUCGCUCACGCAGUGCUUCUCCACAGAAGAACGGUGACGCUGAAGAUGGUAGCAAGUCGAAAUCGAAGUCCCGCUCAAGGAGCCAGUAA